Molecule: messenger RNA, 696 nt
Organism: Homo sapiens (human)
Lineage: Eukaryota; Metazoa; Chordata; Mammalia; Primates; Hominidae
Gene: TMCO2
Product: transmembrane and coiled-coil domains 2
Exons: 2
Coding region: 58-606 (182 amino acids)
Cellular component (GO): inner acrosomal membrane
Source: RefSeq, marked validated
AUAUUUAGAUUCCUGAAGCUUCUGCACAUGUAGUUCCUAGAGCUGCUGCUUAUUAAAAUGUCAACAUCUUCAUCUUCUAGCUGGGACAACCUCUUAGAGUCUCUCUCUCUCAGCACAGUAUGGAAUUGGAUACAAGCAAGUUUUUUGGGAGAGACUAGUGCACCUCAGCAAACAAGUUUGGGACUAUUAGAUAAUCUUGCUCCAGCUGUGCAAAUCAUCUUGAGGAUUUCUUUCUUGAUUUUAUUGGGAAUAGGAAUAUAUGCCUUAUGGAAACGAAGUAUUCAGUCAAUUCAGAAAACAUUGUUGUUUGUAAUCACACUCUACAAACUUUACAAGAAGGGCUCACAUAUUUUUGAGGCUUUGCUAGCCAACCCAGAAGGAAGUGGUCUCCGAAUUCAAGACAAUAAUAAUCUUUUCCUGUCCUUGGGUCUGCAAGAGAAAAUUUUGAAAAAACUUAAGACAGUGGAAAACAAAAUGAAGAACCUAGAAGGGAUAAUCGUUGCUCAAAAACCUGCCACGAAGAGGGAUUGCUCCUCUGAGCCCUACUGCAGCUGCUCUGACUGCCAGAGUCCCUUGUCCACAUCAGGGUUUACUUCCCCCAUUUGAAAUGUGAUGGACUCCAAUCUUUUCCAGGAAAGCACUGUUUCCCUCAUGUGUGCAGUGGUGUAUCAAUAAAGAUAGAGAACGCUAUUGAAA